Molecule: messenger RNA, 1086 nt
Organism: Triplophysa dalaica
Lineage: Eukaryota; Metazoa; Chordata; Actinopteri; Cypriniformes; Nemacheilidae
Gene: kcns3b
Product: potassium voltage-gated channel, delayed-rectifier, subfamily S, member 3b
Biological process (GO): potassium ion transmembrane transport
Cellular component (GO): membrane; voltage-gated potassium channel complex
Molecular function (GO): voltage-gated potassium channel activity
Source: RefSeq, a predicted model, not a curated record
AUGGUGUAUGGACAAGUUUUUUACCACCAGAGCAUUGAGGAAGAUCUGGUUAACAUCAACGUUGGAGGUAUCCAGCACUUUCACACUUUGGAGGAGCUCUGUGUGUUUUGCUUCAUGCAGGAGAUGGAAUACUGGGGCAUUUGUGAGCAUGCCUGCUGUCUCGAUUGGUUUCUGGAGCGAAAAGACGAGAAGGAAGAGAAUUGGUCUGUUCGUGAAGCGUCGUCCAGAGAGGUUCUGGUCAUCGAGGAUGAUAUGGACUUUGAGGGCACGUGGUGCUCAGAUAUACAUAGGUUACUGUGGCGAACACUUGAAGAUCCCAAUUACUCCAGAAGUUCGAAAGGCGUCGCAUUGUGCUCGGUCAUGGUCGUUCUGACCUCCAUCGUGGCCAUGUGUGUCCACAGUGUGUCCGAAUUCCGGCACAUUGAUAACGAGUAUUCUGCACUGGCCUGUUUGGAGUUGAUCUGUAUUAUUUUCUUCUCGGUGGAGUUCGCCUUGCGGGUGGUCGCUGCUCCUCGGCUGUGGAGGUUUUUGGGAGAUCCUUUGGAUAUGAUCGACAUUACUUCCAUCUUGCUCCUUGCCUUCGAAGGUUUGGACGAGGAGGACACGGAGGACACCCAAGGUCUAGUCAAUAUCGGACAAGUGGUUCAGGUUCUCCGGUUGAUGAGGGCAUUCAGGGUCCUGAAGCUCGCGAGACAUUCAGAAGGCAUGAGAGCCUUGGGGGAAAUGCUGAUACAUUGCCACCAUGAGGUGGAUCUUCUCGUUCUUUUCAUUACCGUUGGAAUAUCGUUCUUCUCAACGUUGAUCUACUAUACCGAGAAGGAGGACGCUUCGUCCAAGAUGUCUUCCAUUCCUUAUUGUUGGUGGUGGACCAUUGUUUCCAUGACAACAGUGGGCUACGGAGAUGUGUAUCCACAGACAGCGACCGGGAGAAUAGUAGCUAGCCUUUGCAUUCUCUGUGGUCUGCUGGUUGUUUUCUUACCCAUUACCACAAUCAUGAACAACUUUUCUAAAUAUUUAGUGAGAAAUAAUGCAAAAAGGUGCAUCAUAAUAAACUUUGCCACCUUACCAAUUGCUUUAAUAAGUUAG